Messenger RNA from Syngnathus typhle (broad-nosed pipefish), 1914 nucleotides. It is a transcript of the gene hs3st1l2, whose product is annotated as heparan sulfate (glucosamine) 3-O-sulfotransferase 1-like 2. The transcript is spliced from 3 exons. Lineage: Eukaryota; Metazoa; Chordata; Actinopteri; Syngnathiformes; Syngnathidae. Gene Ontology annotation, molecular function: [heparan sulfate]-glucosamine 3-sulfotransferase activity. The record is from RefSeq and is a predicted model, not a curated record. Bases 136 to 1011 code for a protein of 291 amino acids.
CAAAAGCAAAAGCAAAAGAAAAAGCAAAAGAAAAAGGAGCCGAGCGAGAGCAGAAGAGCGCAUGCAAGAAGACUCAAUUUUUCUUUCAGCUCACCUGAGCACCGGAGCUUUGCGCCGACAGAUGUGUGUGUCGCCAUGCUGUGGACGCUGCCGGUACUGCUACUGUCUGUUCGCUUGGCCGUUGGUUGGAGCGCGUCCGGUGACGUCAUCUCUCCAGUCUUCAACAACGGUGGUGGCAUGCAGAGGUUGCCUGACGCCAUCAUCAUUGGCGUGCGAAAAGGAGGAACCAGAGCUCUUCUGGAAAUGCUCAACCUACACCCCGAUGUAGAAGUGGCAAAGGCAGAGGUGCACUACUUCAACGUGGAGGAUCACUACAAGCGAGGCCUUGCCUGGUACCGCUCCCAGAUGCCCUUCACCAGGACCGGCCAGUUGACGUUGGAGAAGACCCCCGGCUACUUUGCCGCGCCCCAGGUUCCGUCUCGGAUCUGGGCCAUGAACCCCGGCACUCUCCUGCUGUUGAUUGUGCGAGACCCGGCCGAGAGGCUGGUGUCUGACUACACGCAGGUCCUGCACAACCGUCUGGCCCGCCAAAAACCCUACCAACGUCUGGAGGAGCUUCUACUCCACGAGGGCCAGGUGGACGCCAGCUACAAGGCCCUCCAGAGGAGCCUCUACCACAGGCACCUGGCCCGCUGGCUGGAGGUCUUCUCCAAGGAACAGAUCCACGUGGUGGACGGCGACGCCCUGGUCCGCGACCCCUACCCCGAGCUGAGACGGGCUGAGCGCUUCCUGGGGCUACCGGCCCGCAUCGGCCCGGAGAACUUCCACUACAACAGCACCAAGGGCUUCUACUGCCUCCUGGAGGCUGGACGGGAAAAGUGCCUGGACCAGUCUAAAGGGCGGCCUCACGCGCCGCUUGGUGGACUCGCCUUCAGGAAGCUCUGCCAAUACUUGGCGGAGCCAAACCGCCUGUUCUUCAACAUGGUGGGCAGAACUUUCUCCUGGUGCUGAGGACACAAAGAAUCACCCACCUUCCACACUGUGUGUUGUUGACCCAAAAAGAAGAUGAAGGAAGUGACUUAAUAACUAUGCUGGUGCCUCCAUGGAUAUUUAAAUAAAAAAUAAUAACUUAGCAUUUUAUAAAAAUAAAAUAAAAAAGAAGCAAAAAGGCAGCUGGAAUUUGAUAUAAAAAAAAAUACUAGGCCGCUAACGCUUGACAACACAAUUAGCAUUUUCUUACAUGCAAAAAAUGUGGCUAUUUAAAAUAAUUCAAGCAUGCCAGUACAGGUGGACAACCUUAGAUUUUUUAUUUUCAAUUAAAUAAGUGACAUCCCUUUUGCGGAAAAAAAAAACAUGUUAAAAUAACUUGCACUAUGAAUUUUUCUAAAAUGUAAAUCAAAAUUACAGAUGAAACAUUUACAAGAUGUUUGGAUUAGCAAAGCAUUUCUUUUUUUUUUUUUGUUACAUUAGGUUGAAUGUUAAGUGUAAAUAUCAUUUUUUAGAUUCACCAGAAAUGUAUUGCGACUAGUUUUUUGUGUUGUCUUUAUCGAAUCAAAUACAUUUUCAUUGAUCAUCAUCUUGGGGUGACGUUACUGUUGUCGACGCUUACUUAAACCCCACCAAAAUGUUUAAAUACAGAAUUAUCAAUGCCAUCAUUUAAUUUGUUUUAAAUUCCAAUCAUCAUGCUUUCCAUAUUGCUCAAAACUUAUCAUAUAAAUUGGUCAAAUUGUGACAAAUUCAAAUUGUCUCACUCAAAGACAACAAAACAUUUACUUGGUUGUGUUAUUUUACAUUUGAUGUGCGGACAGGCACAUCGCAGUCCUAACUAUUUGUAUAUAAAGAAAAGAAAAAAAAAAGUCAUAAUAUGUCCACUUAAAGAGCGUCUAUUAAUCAGAAGACGUUUCAAACUGAAGU